UUGAAUAAUCAGCUGAUAGUGGUGGUGUUUUGUUGGAAGUUGCCGUUGUUUGUGAAGUGUUUAUAUUCCUUUCUCUUCAAUUCACGAUAAAGACACAACAAACGAAAAAAGGAAUUCGAUUGACAUUUAAUUAUUAGUGAUGUUAUGAAAAUUAGCUAAGUGACUCACUGUUACAAUUUCAAUUCAUAGCUAGCUAGAUUGCUGUUGAAUCCUCGGGAAGAAAGAAAACAGCAACGUAACGUCAGUCAACGGGUUUGAGACGUUCUUUGUUUUUGUUUUGUCAGACAGAAUUGCAGUAUUUGGUUUCUUCUUUUUGAACAUCGUUUUAUAUUUAUUUAUAAUUGUGCGUGGAUUUUGAUAACAAUAACUAUACAGGAGAGCUAGCUAGCAUAGUUACAAGUCGCCGAUAAUUGUUGUCAAGCUCCUGAGUUGUCUAAUCAGAAGCGAGACAAUAGAGCUGUUUAGAUAUUGACGAGUGUGGAAAGAUUUCAGACUAGCUAGCUAGCUAGUUGUUGUGGUGUGACCGUCAUUUGCACAUCACUCAGUUAUCUCAACUGCGACCUGUUGGUAGAGUUAUAUGUCAGCCACCAACCUGUAAUUAUCAGUUAGCUUUGUGUGCAAUUUAGCAAGUUUGUUGCGCAAUUCCUGAAUGCCAACGUUGUCAGCAAGGAUCGCUGGUCCAAAAGUAUGGUAACAGCAAUGUGUCGUAACUAAGUGUUGGAGUGUCUUGGCCUCUGAGAAGGUGUAAUUUGUCCCACUGUCAAUAUAUUUCAAGGUGUAUUGUGUAUGCCUAUGAAUUAAGUAUUAUUUUAUUGUGUUAAUAGCUUCAUGUUGUGUAGAAACUGUGCAAUUGAAAAGGAGUGAUUUAAGAAGAGAAGGAUCAGGCAGUCUAAUAUUAAAGAACGGUCCAGUUCUGGCACAGGCACAGAACCUCCUUGAAAAUCCUUCUCCCUACUUGCCAAUGCUGGAUCUGGAAGUUGUUCCUGAAAGAUCUUUAGGACAUGAGCAAUGGGAAUUCGCAUUAGGGAUGCCAUUGGCCCAGGCCAUUUCCAUUUUACAGAAACACUGCCGCAUCAUCAAGAAUGUCCAGGUUCUCUACAGUGAACAAAUGCCACUCAGUCAUGACCUCAUACUCAACUUGACUCAGGAUGGAAUGAAACUGCUGUUUGAUGCCUGUAACCAGAGACUGAAGGUGAUUGAAGUAUACGACUUGAGCAAAGUGAAAUUGAAAUACUGUGGAGUACAUUUCAACACUCAGGCUAUAGCACCCACUAUAGAGCAGAUUGACCAGUCCUUUGGUGCCACACACCCUGGAGUAUACAAUGCUGCAGAGCAACUGUUCCACUUGAACUUUCGGGGACUCUCCUUCUCCUUCCAGCUUGACUCAUGGAAUGAAGCUCCCAAGUAUGAGCCUAACUUUGCCCAUGGCUUGGCCUCCCUGCAGAUUCCGCACGGGGCCACAGUGAAACGGAUGUACAUCUAUACUGGGAACAACCUACAGGACACCAAGGCUCCAGUGAUGCCCCUUGCCUGUUUCCUUGGCAACGUGUAUGCAGAGUGUGUGGACGUGCUGAAGAAUGGUGCGGGACCACUUGGUCUGAGACUUCGCAUCCUCACUGCAGGCUGCGGGCCGGGGGUGAUGGCUGAUGCCAAGGUGCGUGCUGUGGAGAGGAACAUCUACUUUGGAGACUCCUGUCAAGAUGUGCUGAGUGCUCUGGGCUCGCCACACAAGGUCUUCUACAAGUCAGAGGACAAGAUGAAGAUCCACUCUCCGUCGCCUCACAAGCAGGUCCCGUCCAAAUGCAAUGACUACUUCUUCAACUACUUCACCCUGGGGGUGGACAUACUCUUUGAUUCCACCACACACCUGGUGAAGAAGUUUGUCCUUCAUACCAACUUCCCUGGUCAUUACAAUUUCAACAUAUAUCAUCGAUGUGAUUUCAAGAUUCCACUUGUCAUUAAGAAAGAAGCUGCUGAUGCUCAGUGGGAGGACUGCAUUCUCACUACCUACAGCAAGUGGGAUCAGAUUCAGGAGCUUCUUGGACACCCCAUGGAGAAGCCUGUCGUGCUCCACAGGUCAUCCUCUGCAAAUAAUACCAAUCCCUUCGGCUCUACUUUCUGUUUUGGACUACAGCGAAUGAUCUUUGAGGUGAUGCAGAACAACCACAUAGCUUCAGUGACUCUGUACGGUGCCCCCAGACCCAGCAGCCGGGUCCGAGCCGAGGCCAGCGCCCACUGAACAGCAUCCUACUGCCAACCCAGGCUUGGCCUGAGGGCUGUCUCUCCCCUCCUCCAGGCCACACCACAGCACCCCUAGGCUGAUCAGAGCAGUGUACUCUGUCUCACCCAAUCUCUCACCCACUGCCAUGUUCACACCAGAGAGGAGCUCCUCUGGACCCAUCUGCCCCACUCUGACAGGCACCUCAUCCAGAGGCCUGCUAGGAGCCUUACGUCAGUCUUCAUCCCACCCCCCUCCCACCUCUGACUUACCCUGUCCCAAUGGUCUUCAUCGUCAAAACACUCAUUAGAUGUGUUUCAUCAAUGCACAUUUGUAUGCUGGCAUGCACAAACACAUGCUCACCUGCAUACACAAAUGAGCACCUGCGUGCAUGUUACAGUUUUUAAAAUGACUUAAUACCUGCUUUACAUACACACAUAUAUCAGAAACUGAUACCAAAAUCAUUUCAAUCCUUUCUCCACUGUAUGUUCAUGUUACCUGUUAAUACACAUGCAUAUGGAUGCAGGCUCAUCUCAUAUCUGCAGCACUAGCAUAACAAGUACACCAUUACAUACACAGACAGUUACAGAAACAAACAUGCAUGCACACAGACAAUUGCAUGAAUAGAGAAGUUGUUGUUUUUAAAAGGAGAGUGGUAAAAGAUGACUAGCACAAACUGGCCUCCCCAUGGAGGGUCCUAGUGCUCUGCAUGCUUUGAGGGGGAACUGUCUUGGCACAUGAUCAAACACAGACACACAUAUACUGGUCCACAUACACCACACACACACAUUCAUACACUCGUGUCAUGAACAAGUCCUCAGCAUAAGCCACCUCCUAUUGCAAGGCCGUAAAUCACUAACUGCAUUUGUAGUUAGUUAGUUUGUUUUGUGUUUAUUUGCCAGGCCCGAUGGAAACAUUUGAACAUUUGCACUAAGAUACACCCUAUUUACUUUCUUGUUGUUUCCUAUCCAGUGAGGAGUAUUGUGCAUUUUAUUUCUAUUAGUGAUGGCAGAGGAAAGGCUCCAGCUCCUCUAUCCCAUGACUGACUUCCUUUCCUUCCACAUGUACACUAUCCCCUCCACUGUCCACUGCUACCCCUGUCUUUACAGCCUUCCUCCCCAUGCUAUCUCAUGAUUUCUCUCUUUCCCCCUCCAUCUCUCUCUCUUCACAGGAGAUACCCAAAUGAAUCCCUCAGAUGUACUUCAUCAUUGCUAUCAUUCUUAAUUUUUUUUAAAGUGUUAAAUUGCCAAAAGUUUUGCCAAAGAUGGUUCAGCAUGUUUUAAGUUAUCCAGACAUUUUAGUGUCAAAAUUUGACCUUUUUCUAAGAGCAGACAUUCCCUCCUAAACAAUAUUUUUUUUUAAAUUGUAGGCCCCUGACCCAUAAUCUUAAUCUCUCCUAAAUACUUCUUGAGUAUAUCAUCUUUAUUAUUUGUGCUUUUUAAUGCAGAUAUUUUAUCAUUCAGUUUUUAGUCUCCUGAGACUCCUCCCUAUGUGUAGCAGGUAGAUUUGGGACUAUGUUCAGCAGCAGUCUCUUCUGGUGUUUUGUACAGAUUUGUAAAUAGUGUGCUCUUUUUUUUGUCAUUUUAAGCUAAUGGUACAAUGUGGGUCUGAAUUGUUUUAAGGUCAGAGCACACACCAGACGUGACACUUGUAUUACUUAGGAAUUCUGUUUGAUGUCUCUCUCCCUAGUGGAGAGAACAGUGGCGCUCCUAAGCCCUGGGCCUGGAGGGUUCAUUCAUCUCUCUAGUUCAGCUUUAACCACUUAGUACUAGAGACAGAUGCUGAAGAUGGGCUAAAGCCGAGACAAGGAGGGGUUACUGUUGGAUAGGGAAGGGAGCCCUGUACAGUCUAUGAUGUUUAGAACCCCUGGAUGUGUGUGUGAUCAGUGUUACAGUGGGUUGAUCGUGUUCUGGUGCUAGAUCAGAGGUGUGACUGAGGCUUAUACGUGUGUGUCCUCCUCCCAUCUUGUGUAUCUAUCUGCCAUCAUGUCAGCCCCUGUCAGACCAGGCCUCCAGGCCUCAGCUUUACAGCGUGUGAUGCAGGCUUAUUACAUGGGCAUUGUUCAUUCUGUUACAUUGACUUGUUUCAUGAGUUGCGAUGGGGGGUUUAAAUUUUAUCCCUUGCUUUGUGCAAGUUGAAUAAAAGAAAAGGGUAGAAUGGCUUGUUAAAGUUGUGCCUCAUCUCCCACCAAGCCUGUCUUGACUUCUCUCUGUAAAUUAAACUAGGCUAUAGAACUGCAUUGUGUAUGACUUGAGCAUGAAAAGUUAACAUGGUUGGCUGACUGUCACCCAUAGUCAUCAUUGUCCUCUUGCUCCAGAAAACAUAACAGUAAAGAGUAGAUUAAAGACUUGGGUCACUAUUCAAUCUGUAUCGCUGAAGUAUUACAGCUAGCACGAUAAAUGUAAAGGUAAUUCAUUUUCAAUUACUCUGUAACUCAACUUUCUCGAUAUGGAUUGAAUAGAGCCCUUGAUGUAGAGGUCCUGAGCUCAGUCAUGAAGGGCAUCGCUGUCAUCCUCAUCACAUAUCCCCCUGGUAUUCUGAUUGUAAGAUUUGCACAGUACACAAUACAUUGUUUUGUCUGGUCUUAUGUUAUUGUUGCAGGACACAGAAACAUCACUCUGAACAUCUCACAGCAAGACAAUGGUUAGAACAUCAGUUUGAGCACUCACUGGCCAGCCCUUCAUGACCUGAGAUGGAUACACAGACUGGUUGUGUUGGAAUUCAAAUACAAUGCACACUCAGCUUUGAGCGAGAAAACAAAUGCAACACCACCAAUGUUGCAGUGAUGUUUCCGGAAUGUUACUGCUGAGAGUGAGUAGCUAGUGUGCUGGGCUGUGCUUGCCCAAUCUCAGGUGGACAUAUCAGAUAUUUUUUUAAUGCCAGGAGCAAGUGAAUGCUUAAUUUUCAUCAGUUGGUUUUAGCUAUUUUAUUUCCUCUGAGGUAAUCCUAUUUUUCCAUUGGAAUGAAUGAAUGGUUGUCCUUAAGAUUAGAAAUGGACAACUUCAGUUUAGUGUAAUACUCAUAUUAAUUCUAUGUAUUGUCUCCCUUUAUAUUGUGUGUUAUCCUCCUCCCCCAAAGUAAUUAUUUUUGGUGGAUUCAGUACAGUUAACCCAUUUCUGGAAAUGGGAAUUAUCCUUAAUUAAACUUGUGAAUCAAA
This is a messenger RNA of Oncorhynchus keta (chum salmon), 5375 nucleotides long. RefSeq names its product phagosome assembly factor 1-like. Gene Ontology annotation, cellular component: synaptic vesicle membrane; trans-Golgi network; dendrite. Gene Ontology annotation, biological process: Golgi to plasma membrane protein transport. Bases 962 to 2239 code for a protein of 425 amino acids. The transcript has 16 exons. The record is from RefSeq and is a predicted model, not a curated record. Lineage: Eukaryota; Metazoa; Chordata; Actinopteri; Salmoniformes; Salmonidae.